AUGGAGCACCCAGAGAGGCAGCUGAUCCCGAAGUGGGCUCCGGAGCUGGUCGCCCUCUCGUACUGCAUCUCCUGGCUGGGUGCAUACACGAGCACCCAGAUCGUCAUUCACGCCAAGUACACCAAAAGGCUCGUCGUCCGUUCCAUGUGGACCCUCCUUGCCAGCCUUGCCUUUGGUCUCUGCGCCAUCUGGUCCAUGCAUUUUGUUGGUAUGCUUGCGUGCGGUCUCGAUGUGCGCGUUGCCUUCGACCUCAAGCUUACUAUUCUUUCCGCCGUGGUCGCUGUUGUGUUCACUUUUGCUGCACUCUUCAGCGCAUAUACUAACGAGAUUGUCGAGAAGUCCGUGCCCCUCUCCCGCAUUCUGGCUAUUCUUCAGUCAUUACAGGCACGUGCCAUCUCUUCGCUCACGUUUAGUAACAGGGUAGACCCAGACUCGGGCUACCAAGCAUUGUCCGGGACGGAACCCCACGAGGAGGAACGGCGGAGCGGCGCGUCGAUCGAGAGGCCAGACGAUGUUGAGUCUACCGCAGCGGCAGAACCCACUGUCGAUGACGCGUGCGACGAGGCUGACGACGAGAAUGAGGCUGUCUUGGACCCUCCACGAGAUCACACGCGCACGUCGCCCGCCGAACAGCUGCCACCGGUGCAUCCCACGCGCGGCCGCACGCGUAGGGUCUCUCUAUAUGCCAUCGGUCACAGCAGGACCGUCCGCACCCCGCCACCCGUGCGGCAGCGCUCGCUCCCACCCCUGGGCCCAGUCUCGGAGGACUCCAACUCAGCGAGCACCACCGGUUCGACGCUGUCCAGCUCGUCCUCUUCCGGGCGCGCGCGGCGCAUGCGCUCAGGCACCGGCUCCGGAAGCGACUCGUCAGGCACGACACUCACAUCUACGUCAUGGGCCGAAUCGAUGCAUGUAGGGUUGAGCCGCGAGACCCGGAUGCGCAUCAAAGCUCGCGCUCGCGAGCAGCCACUACCCACGUUUGGCUGGAAAUACUGGAUUAUGCGUUACUAUGCCACGAUGACCGUGCUUCUGUUCCUACGUGCUGUGAUAUGGAGCAUGGCCCUUGUGCUCAUGCACUAUUGCGGUAUGUGGGCGAUGGACAUCCCCGGCGGACGGAUAUCGUGGGAUCUGGGGAUCGUCGUUCUGUCGUAUAUCGUUGCCUUUAUAGCCUGCUUGGUGGCGUGCACGACCAUGGAGCACAUGGAGGUGCACUUCGGCCGCCAAGUGGCAUUCAGCACCCUCGCUUCCCUUGGCGUUUGUUCUAUGCACUAUACAGGCAUGGCCGCCGUGACAUUCUACACGUACAUGCCGCCCGCCCCGGAAAACGCAGGCUACCCCACCUACCUUCCAGUGACGAUCAUCUGCGUGGCGGUGUUCGUGUGCGUCGUGUCAAACGUGGUGCUCGCACACAGCGCCAUCACAGCGCGAAAUCGCAUGGCGGAGAUGAUCCUUACGAAGCGUCGCCUCUGGCGCAUCAUGGCGGAGAAGGAGGCUGCAGAGCAGGCAAUCGACCUCAGGCAGCAGUUCAUCUCGGUUGCAAGCCAUGAGAUUCGGACGCCGCUCCAUACCGUCAAUGGCUACUGUGAGCUGUUAGCCCGUACAGACCUUACGGAUGAACAGACGCUGUAUGUCUCGAGUGUACAGCAGGCUUGCCAUGCGAUUAACGUUGUUGCUGGGAAUGUUCUUGACUUCAGCAAGUUGGAUCGCGAAAAUUCCGAGCUAUCUGCCCGACCGGUCCUAAUGUAUAUUCGGAAAAUGGUAGAGGACCUGGCGAAAAUCACCAAUGCGAAGGGAAUCCAGCUCGGUGAACAGGGCGUAGAUGUCAUCAUGUCUGUCUCGAGCGACGUCCCAAAGGCUAUCUACCUAGAUGAGACAUACACUUUCCGCGUGUUCAUGAAUCUCCUCUCAAAUGCUCAGAAGUUCUGUGAUCAGGGAUACAUCUGUGUUGCAGUGUCCAUGGGUGUGCCCGAUCAGCUCCUUAUCCACGUGAGCGACACGGGCUGUGGUAUACCCAAAAGUUUCCGAGCAGAGCUCUUCCAGCCGUUCACUCAGGCAGAUACCUCACUCACACGGCCGAGACAGGGCACGGGUCUGGGGCUGAAUAUAGUCAAGCACCUUGUGCAGCGUAUGAACGGAUCCAUCGACGUAGAGUCCACGGAGGGCGAAGGGACGACGUUCAUCGUGAAACUGCCCAUCACGCCGCACACGCCGACGCAUUCCGAGUCUCCACCCUCUGGUGCAGCGGAGCUCCCCGCCGCGCUGCCCAGACGGCUGAGGGUUGUCAACCAUGACGGGCGCACGCAGGACCUGCUCGUUCAUCUGUGGAUGCAGCAUGGGUUCGUGGUCACCGCGGGCGUCGAGGAGACGUCGGUGCAGGAGCUGGUGCGGGACGUGGACGCGGUGUGGACGGAUUUAGAGAGUGCCGCAGGAUCGCCGGUGCUCCGGGAGCUGAUGCACACCGUGAUGGCGAGGACGUUCCCCGUGUAUGUGCUGUACACGGACUCGCACGAGCUCAGCGCUCUCGAGCCUGAGCUGUCCGAGGCGCGCAACGUCGUGCUCGUGAAGCGCCCGCUGGUCAUGCACACGGUGUUAGGGAUGAUGGCUAAUCCGCAGGCGCACAUGGGUACGCAUGUGCUGCAGGACGCGCAGAAGGUCCGCUUUGCGAUACCGGUGGACCACCUUGUGGCGGAGGCGCGGUCGAAGGAGAAGUUUAGAGAACGGGGCGGGGAUGUGCCGCUGGACGAGCUGGUUGUAGAGAUGAGCGAGAAGGAGAAGAUCCUUCUGGUUGAAGACAACGUGAUCAACCAGAAGCUCGGACGCCGUGUGCUGGAAAGGUUAGGGUACGAAGUGGUCGCAGCCAAUGACGGCAAGCAGGCGAUUGAGGCUGCUAGGCGGACACUCUUCUUCUGCUGUCUCAUGGACUGCCAGAUGCCAGUGCUUGAUGGCUUCGCGGCCACCCGUCGUAUUCGUGACCUGGAAGCGGAGGGGGUGCUCCCUGGACGCGUGCCGAUUAUUGCGCUCACGGCGAACGUGACGCCUGACGGUGAAGUCCAGUGCCGGCAGGCGGGGAUGGACCACUUCUUGCCUAAGCCAUUGAAAAUGGACGAUCUUGACGCUGCACUGAAGAAAUUCGGACGUAGUCUGCCACACCGCUGA
Messenger RNA from Sparassis crispa, 3156 nucleotides. RefSeq lists its product as hypothetical. Gene Ontology annotation, molecular function: phosphorelay sensor kinase activity. Gene Ontology annotation, biological process: phosphorylation; phosphorelay signal transduction system. The record is from RefSeq and is a predicted model, not a curated record. Lineage: Eukaryota; Fungi; Basidiomycota; Agaricomycetes; Polyporales; Sparassidaceae. The transcript is spliced from 13 exons. The coding region runs from base 1 to 3156 and encodes 1051 amino acids.